AUACUGUCAUACUGAUACAGGAAAAUGGCUUUGGGUGUUACUGGAAAUUGAGAUCUCAUUUCUUUGAUUGAUAUAAGGCUUUACCUUUAAAAAAAAAAAGAAAAAAGAUUUGAUUUAUGUGACCGUUGUCCUUUUAUUUUGCUAAUACGUAGUGUUAAGAGUUUUUGGAUUUCUGUUUUGCUAUAGGUAUAUACAUGUCACAAAUUUCCGUAAUCUAGGAUCUUGUUUCUGAUCAAUGCUGUGCUGUCAUUGAUUCAGAGCCAUUUAACUUUUCUUUCAAUUUUGAUUUUACAAAACAUCUUAAAGAUUAAGAAAGGAGCCUAAAGACUUCCAUUUUUGUUCUCUAUACAGUAUUUUACAGUUAAAAACAUGUUUAGUGCUUGACACUAGAGCAUUAGGAGUGAUGGUGAUCUGGUGGUGAUGACAUCGGUGAAAAGGUGGAGGGGAUGGUGACAACUGGCAACUGUUGGUGCAGCGGUGAUUGUGCGUUGCCCAUGAAAAUAAUUUUGUUUGAGUUUUGCUUGAUUGUUCCUUUAUUUGGACAAGAAAAAAAAAAAGUCAAGAAGCCAGGAAAUAGCAGUGCAACCAACUGAAACUCUAUGUGCACCUUAUAUGAACUAUUUCCAAUAACCACCUCCCUCUUUUGUACAGUCCUCAUUUCUUAAUAUCAGCGGUUGGCGUGUCAGAGCAAAUAGAACUGAGAGCGACGGUUCGGAUAGCUGCCCAUUUGGAUUUAGGGGAAGCACCAAUUUACUGCAACUGAUUAAUGGGAUGUAAUAUAUGUAGACCAGACUGUUUAUUAAUCCCUCAUAUUCAUUAUGAUUCCUCAUGCUAUGCAGUCCAAUUGUCAUUAGGGGCACUCUGUUGUUAAACAGAAUCAAGCAAUAGUCUUGGAUGUCUGCCUGCUGAUAUGUAUUGUUAACUGUAUCAGAAUUUGCAAUAGCAAAUUAGCAGAAAUUGAAAGGAUGUGAAACUUUAUAGAUUCUUGGCAUGCUUAUGUUCUCAACCUGUGUUUUAAAGGAUCUGAAAUAUGCCGAUUCUCAUGAGUGGGUGAAGGUUAAUGGUAACUCUGCCACAAUUGGUAUAACUGAUCAUGCUCAAGAUCAUUUAGGUGAUGUUGUGUACGUUGAAUUACCUGAAGUGGGAGCUGCUGUAAAGCAGGGUGACAGUUUUGGAGCUGUUGAAAGUGUCAAGGCUACUAGUGAUGUUAAUUCUCCUGUCUCAGGGAAAGUGGUUGAAGUUAAUGAAGAGCUCAACAACUCUCCCGCUCUGGUUAACUCAAGUCCAUAUGAGAAUGGAUGGAUUAUAAAGGUUGAGAUGAAUGAUGCCGGGGAGUUGAAAAAGUUGAUGGACUCAGAUCAAUACUCCAAGUUCUGCGAGGAAGAAGAUUCAAAGCACUGAGACGAGAUGCCCUGGCCAUGUUGGAUCUCAAGGCAUUCUGCCGAGAAGGAUGCUAUGAAAAGAGAAAUAAUAGCUAUAUCCGGGAAGCCGACUGGUUGAAAAUGUAGCUUUCUUUUUGAUGUUUCUAUCAGACCAUGUAGUUUCAUGUCCCUCUAUCUUGGGUUUUGAUUUGGUUUCGUGUUUGUUUAAGAUAGUUCAAGGAAUAAUGAUUUGGAUUUUCCUAAUGGAAAUGAUGCUGGCAAGCAUAUGAAACAAUUCAAGAAUGAUUCAGGUUGAUGUUCUGCA
Messenger RNA from Durio zibethinus, 1686 nucleotides. The record is from RefSeq and is a predicted model, not a curated record. Lineage: Eukaryota; Viridiplantae; Streptophyta; Magnoliopsida; Malvales; Malvaceae.